UUGGCUCCCGAGGACAGCGUUAUAUCAGGGUAGAGGUGUAGUGUAUUAAAAAAACCCUAAUAAAACUGCAGCCAACUGUUGAGUUGGGCAGUUUAUAUUUUGUAUGAGUGCUAAGGGUAGAUUGAUACACAAAGAUAAAUUGAGAGUGCUUUUCAUUUCCUGAGAAUCACAUAAAGGAGACUCCAUAAUUUAUCAGUUAAAUAAUAAUACUGUUGGAAGAGAGAAGGUGAAUGAGGUAAUAUCUUUUAUUGUACACCUGCUGGGGGUGGAAUAGACAAGUUUUUGAGCUACCCAGAGUUCUUCUUCAGGUCUGUGUGGCCAUGAAUGACAGCUUGGGAAACAAGCAGUUAAGGCUGAAACGUUGCUUUGUUUUGUCUGAACUCUGAAUUGGGAAGGGCAUGUCUCCCUUACCACGGCAGUUUUAUCAGUUUGCAUCUCAGCCAGAAUGUGGUAUAUUCCCAGUGAAAAUGUACAGCCAAACUUGCAUGUUUCUUUUCAAAACAUAUGGCCUAUGGGGGUGUAUGUAAGGUGACUAGGCAGACUGACUUUGGAGGUUGAUGAUGCUAAUUAUUUUAUGCCCUGGUUCCAGUACAGCAAGCCAUUUGGCUGACCUCCCCUGUUCCCUGGCACUCUGCCACCCCACUAAAACUGCUGGUGCCAAGAUGAAUCUUACGCCCAUCUGCAACUGGCUCCCAACACAGAGUCUCCCUAAUGAAUUGUCAUAUAUUCUGCCAUGUAUUGGAGUCUGGGGUUGCUCAUAGCCCAGAGCGUGCCAAUGUGAGAGUCUGGGAUCUGAAGUGUUAAAGGUUUUACUGUAUGUCAGAGCGUGCAGUAAAUCAUUUGAUAGGUGCCAGAGUCCUAGAAAAAGGCAGCUGGGACCAAAAUUCAUCUCCGGAGGGAGAGUAAAGAUAUUGGGGGGGAAGAAAUAAAGAUCUAAAGCAUGGGGGAAAUGCUGCUGAAAAGCAGUGGAGGGUCAGGAGAGUGGGAGAAUGUUAUGAACAGCCUGCUCUGAUUGGAGACAAUUACUGCCAAAUCCUCUUGUCCUGCUUGAAGGCUUCUCUUAACUACCAAAUCCUUCCACACCUCACCCCCUUUGACUAUAUUUAGAGCAGUCCAGGUUUUCUGUUUUGAAGGUUGGGUCAUGCUAAUUGUGCAACUGCUGUGUAUCAGGUCGGUUACUUUUGUAAGAGCCUGUUUUAAAUUGAACUACAACUCCCAGCAUACACUGGGAUAACAUUCUCACCUAAUCAUGAGAUCAUUUCCUAUAUUACCAUCUUGUCAACCAAGUCCAAAACAUUUCCUGGUGAACAAGGAAAGAUUAGGGAGCUAAGGUGAGCAGUCUAAAAAUAACUCUGGAGAAUAUGGCCAGCAGUGCCGCAACCACAGAGACCCCCCAACUAAACCCUGUGAUUGAGCCUCUGUCCUGGAUGCUGGGCACCUGGCUGUCAGACCCACCGGGAGAUGGUGACUUCCCUAUGAUGAAGCCCUUUCAGUACCUGGAAGAGGUGCGCAUCUCUCACGUGGGGCAGCCCAUGCUGAACUUUUCGUUUAAUGCUUUCCAUCCAGACACCAGGAAGCCAAUGCACAGAGAAUGUGGAUUCAUCCGCCUCAAACCUGACACUAACAAGGUGGCCUUCAUCAGUGCCCAGAACACAGGUCUUGUGGAGGUGGAGGAAGGAGAGGUGAACGGACAGGAGCUGUCUAUAGCUUCUCACUCUAUAGCCAGGAUCUCCUUUGCCAAGAAGCCCCAUGUGGAGCAGAUUACCAGAAAAUUUAGGCUCAAUUCCGAUGGGAAACUAGAACAGACCGUCUCCAUGGCAACCACUGCGCAGCCAAUGACUCAGCACCUUCACAUUACCUACAAAAAGGUGACACCUUAAAAAUAGGAGAGUAGGGUUUCCCCGCAGAAAAGGCGGAGCCUGGAGCCUAAGGACAGAAGCCUAUCUUGGUGAUCCACAUUCACACCUGAUUACAGGAGGGGGAGGCUGGUGAGCUACACAUGCUGUUGGGAAUGUUAUGCAGUUGUUUCUGUAACGGUAUAUAUAAAAAACAAAUAAAAAGCCUUUAUUUUUA
This is a messenger RNA of Chrysemys picta bellii (western painted turtle), 2073 nucleotides long. It is a transcript of the gene THAP4, whose product is annotated as THAP domain containing 4. NCBI's taxonomy places the organism in Eukaryota, Metazoa, Chordata, Testudines, Emydidae. The record is from RefSeq and is a predicted model, not a curated record.